Molecule: messenger RNA, 8019 nt
Organism: Ochlerotatus camptorhynchus
Lineage: Eukaryota; Metazoa; Arthropoda; Insecta; Diptera; Culicidae
Gene: Lar
Product: tyrosine-protein phosphatase Lar
Exons: 20
Coding region: 1752-7886 (2044 amino acids)
Biological process (GO): peptidyl-tyrosine dephosphorylation involved in inactivation of protein kinase activity
Cellular component (GO): signaling receptor complex
Molecular function (GO): protein binding; protein tyrosine phosphatase activity
Source: RefSeq, a predicted model, not a curated record
UCUCAGUGCGCUCGUGUUCGUCCUGCAAGCAACAACAAAACGGCAUUCGAAUCCGCGUAUUUACGAUUCCGUGCGUUCCUGAACUGGAUAUCUCGAUUGUGUGACCCGGUAGCCAUCUCCCAUCCCCCAUAGACCCCACCGUUGCCUGCGUUUGGGGGAAUGGAUAGUGCUGCUCCGUCGUCGUAUUUGACUCCCGGGGCGGCGUGUGUCUCGUGUGCGUGUGAAUGUGUAUGAUUCGUCAUCGGCAAUUGUCAACUUUCAACGACCGGAAAAAGUUUGAAAACGACGAUUAAGCGCCAGGCUAUGCGGUAUAUGCGUGUGUGAAAACGAGUUUACUCCGAUAUAAUAAUAAUGAUAAAGAAGUGAAGUGAAAAUCCAACGCACCAGCAGCAGCAACAGCACGUGCUACACGGCACCCUUCACCCUCCCUUCCCAUCGUCAGUCAAAACAAGAAAAGCGAAGGAGGAAGCCCAUCUCAUAAUGAAGAGGAGAAAAUUAAUGAAUCGAAAAUUAUGAAAUCCAAUAAUAAUAAAUUAUGUGAAGCAGCCUGGCGCAAAGAAUCUAUUACAGUGAAUUUAUUUUCUCGGAAGGCAGAAAGUAGCCUGUGAACAACAAAGUGGCUGAACGGGAAAUCGGAGUGGAAGAAAACAGCAAAAGUUGUUGGAAGUCAGAAUAUCAACAAGGCUUCUGCUUCGGCUGCCCGAGGGGUGGCAGGAUGUGGGUGGCCACUGCUGUGGUUCCCGGUGGUCGAGAACGAUGGGUCCGACACCAGAAGAACCGCCCAGCAAACCGCUCUCGUUGUUGUUGGUCCGGCGUGUAGAAGAGAAUGUCUGAAAGUGCUCGUGGGAAAAAUAUGAAACGGCUCGGAGUUCGACGAACUUGCGUGGAAAUUCUCCUGGGGUUGGGAAGCCGCAGAUGAAAAGCAGGAAAAUAGGCCUAUUGGAUUGGGGUCUACGACGGCGGGAGUAACGAAAUUGAUAACUGCCGCCUUUUAUUUUGCUGCUACGGCCCCUAUAAUUGUGUUGCAAACGAGACGUUGAAAACAUGGCAGAAGAAACUUUCCCGGGGAAAAUUGCAGCAGAUAAUCGUGCAUUCAAGCAGUAAAUGGUUUUAACACGGUGUGAGCAAGGGAGUGCAAAAAAACCGAAACAGUGAACAAAAAGCUUAAAAGUCUUAAAAGUGAGAACCUGUUGGGAGAGUGAAAUGUGUAAUUUGAAAAGUAAAAUAAACUCCCACCGAUAGUGAAAUGCAGAAAUCGUGUUGAGAAAAAUUGCUUUUCAGGAUUUCAUUCGACUACGGUAGCGUGAGUUGAGUAGAGGAAAUCAGCAAAUCUGAAUUUCUUCCACCGAAAAGGAUAUCACAGUCAAUUGUUCUUCCAUUCUGUUCGCGAAGCACGCAACUAGCCCUUUUUGUCCAUCGUUCUCUCAAAAAGCCAAUAUACAAAUUCACCCCAAUAUGUCACUCCGGUGACACUUGACAGAGCAGCCCUAAGCCCUCUGCGAAAUACUGUGGAAAGGUGUACUGGAAAAGUGUCAGCGUGACAGCGAGCCUUCGUGCGAGAUAAGAAAAGUAUACAGGACAAGCCUCCCACGACACAACAAAAAAAUAUUAAAACACAAACACACUUACACACGUACAUCAAAAGGUGGAAAAGCACCCACAAAAUACGGAACAAAUAAGGCGGCGAGAGGGAGAGAGAGAGGAGAAAGAAAGGAAGCAAUAAAAUAAUUAGCGCGCGGGGGAAUUGAGACAUGGGGCUGCAGGCGGCCUCGUGUGCCGCGUUACUGACAGCCAUCGCUAGCGUCCUGCUCCUAGCGCGGAUACCGCAAUGUGCACUAGCGUCACAUGGGAAUUUCUCAGACUUUCCCUUCAUCUAUAUGACACAUCCACCGGAAAUCAUUCGGAAACCAACGAACCAGGGAGUCCGGGUUGGAGGCGUGGCGACGUUCUUCUGCGGAGCGAGAGGUGAUCCACAGCCAAACAUUGUUUGGAGGAAAAAUGGCAAGAAAAUAAUGGGUUCCCAAUCGCGCUACUCGGUGAUCGAAUCUAAUGGCAUUUCGAUGCUGCGAAUCGAACCGGUACGUGCCGGCCGUGACGAUGCACCGUACGAAUGCAUGGCAGAAAGUGGCGUCGCCGAUGCCGUGUCUGCUGAGGCGACUCUCACCGUCUAUGAGCCGGACAAAACGCCAGAGGGUUUCCCUGUCAUCACUCAGAGCCCCACGACGCGUGUAAUUGAAAUUGGCCACACGGCCGUGAUGCAGUGCAAGGCAACCGGAACGCCACCGCCGAAGAUCUACUGGAUCAAGGACAUGAAGCGUGUCGAUAUGACCAAUCCCCGCUACAGCAUCAACAGCGAAGGAAGCCUUCAGAUAGACAACAGCGAAGAAGGUGACAUGGGGCGGUACGAGUGCGUGGCGGAAAACUCCGUCGGUACGGAACAUACAAAGCAAACGAACCUUUAUGUGAAAAUUCGACGCGUACCCCCCACCUUUUCCCGCCCACCGGAACCUGUCUACGAGGUUAUGCUGGGUGGAAAUUUGACGUUGACCUGCGUGGCAGUGGGAUCACCGAUGCCAUUCGUCAAAUGGCGUCAAGGAAUUGAUCAGGAUCUUACGCCCGAAACCGAUGUCCCCGUGGGGCGAAACAUCCUGGAGCUAAGUAACAUUAGGCACAGUGCCAAUUAUACCUGUGUCGCAUCCUCGACGCUCGGGAUAAUCGAAGCUGCCACCAUGGUGAAGGUGCAAUCGCUGCCAGCAGCACCCACCGACGUGACGAUAUCCGAGGUCACCGCAACACAGGUUCGCCUAGAGUGGUCGUACAAGGGACCGGAAGACCUACAGUACUACGUAAUCCAGUACAAACCGAAGAAUGCCAAUCAGGCGUUCAGCGAAAUCAGUGGCAUCAUUACAAUGUUCUACGUCGUGCGAACGUUGAGCCCGUACACGGAGUACGAGUUCUAUGUGAUCGCUGUGAACAAUAUCGGUAGAGGGCCGCCCUCGUCGCCAGCCACGUGCACUACCGGAGAGACAGAGAUGGAAAGUGCACCGAGGAACAUUCAAGUGCGCCCGUUAAGUUCAUCGACAAUGGUUAUCACUUGGGAGCCACCUGAGACGCCUAAUGGACAAGUGACUGGCUACAAAGUGUACUACACCACAAACCCCAACCAACCGGAAGCAUCCUGGGAAUCGCAGAUGGUGGACAAUAGCGAGUUAACGACCAUCUCGGAGCUAACGCCGCACGCAAUCUACACCAUCCGGGUGCAGGCGUUCACAUCGAUGGGGGCCGGUCCAAUGUCCAAUCCGGUACAGGUCAAAACACAGCAAGGCGUUCCCUCCCAGCCGAGCAACUUCCGUGCUACCGAUAUUGGCGAAACAGCUGUCACUCUCCAGUGGUCCCGGCCGACCCACUCGGGCGAGAACAUCGUACACUACGAACUGUACUGGAAUGACACCUAUGCAAACGAGCAGCAUCAUCAGCGCAUUCCCAACACGGAAACGUACACUCUGAGUAGUCUCUACCCGGACACGUUGUACUACUUCUGGCUGGCGGCUCGAUCUCAACGUGGUGAAGGCGCGACUACGCCUCCAAUUCCCGUUCGCACCAAGCAAUACGUACCUGGUGCACCACCACGUAAUAUAACAGUUGAAGCCACCAGUCCGACGACGAUCAACGUUUCCUGGCUGCCCCCGCCAGUGGAGCGCUCGAACGGUGCCAUAGUGUACUAUAAAGUGUUUUUCGUCGAGGACAACCGCUCCGAUACUGACGCAACCGUGACCACCCUCAACUCCACCAGCAUCGUGCUGGACGAGCUGAAACGCUGGACCGAGUACAAGGUCUGGGUACUCGCCGGGACCACCGUGGGCGACGGGCCCCGGUCCUACCCGGUCACUGUUAGAACCCACGAAGACGUGCCCGGAGAACCGCAGGACGUCGUGGCAGUUCCGGUGAAUUCAACCACCAUCAAAGUGACGUGGAAACCGCCGAAGGAGAAGAACCGAAACGGCGUCAUCCGAGGGUAUCACAUUCACGUGCAGGAGAUGCGCGAAGAGGGCCGAGGACUGCUAAAUGAGCCGAUGAAGUUUGACGUGGUGGAUGCGAUGGAAUUCAACGUGACCAGUCUUCAACCAGACACCAAGUACUCCGUUCAGGUGGCAGCAUUGACGCGGAAAGGCGACGGCGACAGAAGUGCACCGAUUGCGAUUAAAACUCCCGGAGGUGUCCCGAUUAGACCGACGGUAAGUCUGAAGAUUUUGGAACGGGACCCUACGGUAUCGAUCGAGCUGGAAUGGGAACGACCGAAGCAGACUUAUGGUGAACUGCGAGGAUAUCGCGUGAAGUGGGGAGUUCGAGAACAGCCACUGAAUGAGGAAACCAUAAUGAAGGAAAAUACACUAACUAAGCGCAUCAACGAGCUGGAACGGGGUGUGGAGUAUGAAUUCAGAGUGGCCGGAAUGAACCAUAUCGGUAUUGGUCAGGAAACAGUGAAAUACCUGCAAACUCCGGAGGGCAUACCAACCGGGCCGCCGGCAGAUAUUGUCGUUAGAUUCCAGACACCUGAUGUGGUUUGCAUCACUUGGGAGCCUCCAACAAGGGAGCACAGAAAUGGUCAAAUUACACGAUACGAUAUUCAAUUCCACAAAAAGAUCGAUCAUGGCCUCGGCACGGAGAGAAACACGACAGUCAGGAAAGCUGUCUUUACCAACCUGGAAGAAAGUACGGAGUACAUUGUCAGAAUCCGAGCAUUCACGAAACAGGGGGCAGGUCCGUUUAGUGAAAAGAAAAUUGUUCCGACAGAACGCGAUAUGGGACGUGCUCCACUAAUGGUGCAAGCCGUUGCCACUUCUGAGCAAACCGUUGAAGUUUGGUGGGAAACUGUGCCUUCCCGCGGUAAGCUUGUUGGCUACAAGAUCUUCUACACCAUGACUGCAGUCGAGGAUCUCGACGAAUGGCAAAUGAAGGUAGUCGGAGUAACAGAAUCUGCGGAUCUUUUGAACCUGGAGAAAUUCGCUCAGUAUGCCAUUGCGAUCGCUGCUUUGUACAAAAACGGUCCUGGAAGGCUCAGCGAGAAGGUCACUGUAAAAGUCAAGCCGGAAGAUGUUCCCCUGAACCUCAGAGCUCACGAUGUCAGUACACAUUCCAUGACCUUGAAUUGGGCACCACCGAUCCGACUGAAUCCAAACAAUUACAAGAUCUCCUUCGAUGCCGUCAAAGAGUUCGUCGAUUCUCAGGGUAUUGCUCAGAAGCAAGUCCUGCCGAAGCGAGAGAUCGUACUGAAAAGCCACGUCACCUCUCAUACCAUUGGAGAACUGUCCCCGUUCACCACCUAUUUUGUAAACGUCAGUGCCAUUCCAAACGACUAUUCGUACAAGCCACCCACCAAAAUCACAGUUACGACACAAAUGGCCGCUCCGCAACCAAUGGUUCAACCAGAUUUCUACGGAGUCGUAAAUGGUGAAGAGAUCCAAGUGAUUCUUCCGCAAGCAUCCGAAGAAUACGGGCCAAUCUCACACUACUUCUUGAUCGUUGUCCCAGAGGACAAAUCAAACCUGCACAAACAUCCGGACCAGUUCCUCACAGAAGAUCUUCUACCGAGCAAGACGCGCUCGGAACGUCUAAACGCACCGUAUGUCGCAGCGAUGUUCCUCCAAAGAAACAUACCCUACACGUUCCAUCUGGGAUCCGGGGAAACCAAACACAAUUUCACCAACAAAAAACUCGAACGAGGCAAACGCUACCGCAUCUUUGUCCGAGCCGUAGUAGAUACUCCUCAGAAGCACCUCUACACGUCUAGUCCGUUCUCGGAGUUCCUUGCCUUGGAUAUGAAGGAAGCACCAACCGGAGAACCACCACACAGACCGAAUCCCAAUGUCCCGCAAGACCCAGAAAUCCUCAUUCGAGGGAAAAGCGAGGAACCCGGAAUGAUUUGGGUCGUGGGUCCCAUCAUUUCUGCCCUCGUGCUGUCCUUUCUCCUGGUGAUAAUUUACUUUGUUAGACGGAGACAGCAACCGUACAAAACUCCGGAUCAAGCUGCCGUUACUCGACCAUUGAUGGCGGCCGAUCUGGGUGCGGGACCUGCUCCUACCGAUCCGGUCGAUAUGCGAAGGCUUAACUUCCAAACUCCUGGCAUGAUCAGUCAUCCACCUAUCCCCAUCUCGGAGCUGGCCAACCACGUGGAACGCCUCAAAGCCAACGAUAAUCUUAAGUUCUCUCAAGAAUACGAAAGCAUCGAACCGGGUCAACAGUUCACUUGGGAUCAUUCGAACAUGGAAGUCAACAAACCGAAAAAUCGCUAUGCAAACGUCACCUCUUACGAUCAUAGCAGAGUAAUCCUGCAACCAAUCGAGGGAGUACCCGGUUCGGACUACAUCAAUGCAAACUACUGCGAUGGCUACAGGAAACACAACGCCUACGUAGCGACGCAGGGACCUCUGCAGGAGACAUUCGGAGACUUCUGGCGAAUGUGCUGGGAACUGAAGUCUUCUACGAUCGUCAUGAUGACUCGACUGGAGGAACGAUCUCGAAUCAAAUGCGAUAUGUACUGGCCAGCACGGGGCACCGAAGUGUACGGCGUUAUGACGGUGACAAUCACGGAAACUCAGGAAUUAGCUACCUACAGCAUAAGGACGUUCCAAAUUUGCCGAAGCGGAAGCAACGAACGACGAGAGAUGAAACAACUACAGUUCACGGCAUGGCCAGAUCAUGGCGUUCCGGAUCACCCGGCUCCAUUCCUACAGUUCUUGAAACGCACCAAGGUACUCACGCCGCCCGAUUCAGGACCUAUCAUCGUACACUGUUCGGCUGGUGUUGGCAGAACCGGAUGUUACAUCGUAAUCGAUUCUAUGCUGGAACGUAUGCGUCACGAAAAGAUGAUUGACAUCUACGGUCACGUUACUUGUUUGCGAGCACAACGUAACUACAUGGUUCAAACCGAGGAUCAGUACAUAUUCAUCCACGAUGCUCUGCUGGAGGCGGUCAUCUGCGGUAGCACGGAAGUCCCGGCCAGAAGUCUACACAAUCACAUACAGAAGUUGAUGCAAACUGAGCCAGGCGAGAACAUUACCGGAAUGGAAAUGGAAUUCAAGAAGCUAUCGAACGUGAAAGCCGACUCGUCCCGAUUUGUGACGGCCAACUUGCCGUGCAAUAAGCACAAGAACCGUUUGGUUCACAUACUGCCAUACGAAGCAUCCCGUGUAUGCUUGACACCAAUACGGGGCGUGGAAGGCAGCGACUACAUUAACGCCAGUUUUGUCGAUGGAUUGUUUUACAGCUAUCGGUAUCGCAAUGCAUACAUUGCUGCACAGGGACCGCUUCAGGAGACAGCGGAAGACUUCUGGCGAAUGCUGUGGGAACACAAUUCCACCAUCGUUGUGAUGUUGACCAAGCUCAAGGAAAUGGGAAGGGAGAAAUGUUUCCAAUACUGGCCCCACGAGCGUUCGGUGCGGUACCAGUGCUACGUGGUCGAUCCCAUUGCCGAGUACAACAUGCCACAGUACAAACUGCGCGAGUUCAAAGUGACCGAUGCGCGGGACGGUUCCUCGCGUACGGUGCGGCAGUUCCAGUUCAUCGACUGGCCAGAGCAAGGAGUGCCAAAAUCGGGUGAAGGCUUCAUCGAUUUCAUCGGACAGGUGCAUAAAACGAAGGAGCAAUUCGGCCAGGAUGGCCCGAUUACAGUGCAUUGUAGUGCCGGUGUUGGUCGAACCGGGGUGUUCAUUUCGCUCAGCAUAGUGCUGGAGCGAAUGCAGUACGAGGGUGUGCUGGACGUGUUCCAGACGGUGCGGAUACUGAGGUCGCAGCGGCCGGCGAUGGUGCAAACGGAGGAUCAAUACCAAUUCUGCUACCGAGCCGCACUGGAAUACCUGGGUUCUUUCGACCACUAUGCCAACUAAAACGAUUCAUCAGCAACAUCCACAGGACACAAUAUGAUAAAAUGAUAGCACACUUCAAUUACCCAAAUACGUGAGAAAAUGGAACAAUCGCCAGUAGAACAGUGACAUACCAGAUAAGUGAGAACUUCAUUCC